Contarinia nasturtii (swede midge) is the source of this 946-nucleotide messenger RNA. RefSeq lists its product as uncharacterized. The transcript is spliced from 4 exons. The coding region runs from base 85 to 873 and encodes 262 amino acids. Gene Ontology annotation, molecular function: N-acetyltransferase activity. The record is from RefSeq and is a predicted model, not a curated record. NCBI's taxonomy places the organism in Eukaryota, Metazoa, Arthropoda, Insecta, Diptera, Cecidomyiidae.
GUUUUAUCAGUUUUUGAAAUUGGUUUGAAUUACUAAAAAUUAUUUUCCAAACAUUUUUUCAAGUUUAAAUUAUUAAGUGUGAAAAUGUUUAGGCAAAAAAGUGUCAUCUUGAUAUUCUUCGGAAUUUUCGCCUUCACUACAAUAGAAGCUGUAAAAAAAAAAGGCAAAGAAAUAGCCGAAAGUUCAUACGACCCGAAUAAAAUUUGGCGCAUCUUUACCGCAAAAGAUGUAGAUAAUGAGAAAGAGGUUGAAUAUCGAAUUCAAAACAUACCCGAUACACAAUUUGAUACUGUGGUGGAUUUUAUGAUGAGCCACUAUUUCAAUACCGAACCAAUUUAUAAGGGAAAAGGUAUAAGAGGAGGUGAAGAACAUAUAGAAAGUUGGCUGGAAGAUUUAAGAGCAAAUAUGUCCGUUGCCUGCUAUAAUCAUUUAAAUGAGUUGGUUGGUGUUCUCAUAUUGGUUAUGGAAGAGCAGAAAAAACCAUCAAAAGGAGAAAAAAUAUUAGAAAAAUUCAAAUCAGAAAAAGAAAAAUCAAAAUCAAAAGCAACUCAAGAAACAUCGAAGCAACACGAAUUUUUUAUUGAUGCAUAUAAUGUGUAUAAGGAAUACGAGGUUGACAGAUUCUUGACGGAUGACGGUUUGAUAGUCGCACCUUUAUAUCGCGACAAAGGCAUAGAAAAGGAGCUUCUCGAAGUUAUAAAACCAAUUUGUAUGGCGCAUGGUAUAGAAGUAUACACAGGUAUUUUUACAUCAGAUCCUAUGAAUGAACUGGCCGAUAAACUUGGAUUUAAGAUCAAAAAACAAAUUGGUUUAAAGAAGAAGAAAAUAAACGCCAAGCUUAUGACUAUAAGGUCAAUCAAAUACAAACAUUAAAUAACAUUCGGUGUAACUGACGAUAUUUUCUUAUUCCAAUGUUCACAAACGUUCACAAAUAUCGAAAAAAAAU